Molecule: messenger RNA, 2091 nt
Organism: Dujonia railenensis
Lineage: Eukaryota; Fungi; Ascomycota; Pichiomycetes; Serinales; Debaryomycetaceae
Source: the annotation of a GenBank genome assembly
AUGUCAUCUGCUAACGUCUUAUUUGCCGACUCUGAGGCACCAAUUGCAUUCUUAGAUGCAAAGAAAUACUUUGAACAAUUGCCUAGCAUUAAGGAAAAGCUCUAUGCUCACUAUCUUUCCAGAGCUUCGUUCUUUGGUACUAGAGCUAUUUUGAGAUCGAUUUCUAAGGAAAGUGAAACUAUUUACGAUCUAAUCCUCGCAAUUUACUCUCAAUUGGGCUCUCCAUCUACGAACGACGAAUACGUCGUUGCAUUGAAGGGAAAGGGUGUCUCUGAAGAAGAUGUCACCAAGUACUUGGAGUAUUCCUCCGCAUUUAUUUCGAACUUGGGUAACUACAAAUCAUUUGGUGACAAGAAAUUCAUUCCCGCUUUAUCAAUUGAAAAAUUUGACAGUUUGAUCAAGGCAAUUGAUGAUGCUAAGAUCUCUGACUUAUAUAAACAAGUGAGAGAAGACAUCUUUAACGUUGACGGUGCUUUAUUGUUAGGGUGGCCAGAAGGUGGCCAUAUUAGUAACUACUACCCAGAUAGUAAAGUGACUAUCACCAAAAGGGAUGUUGAAAUUAUUAAUGAAGCCUUAGCUUCGAGAGGUAUUAUGCCAGAAAAUACCAGAAUCACCAAGACUGCUGAAGGUGACUUCACGGUUUUGGUUGCAAGUGCUAACACUUCAAACUCAACUUCUAUUUAUCCACAAGAGCCUAUAGAAGUCUCUAAGGACGGGGCCAAGCUCAGAAUCACCAUUAAAUUUGGUGAUCAUUCUAAAGAAUUCAAGGAAAUUGUUGCUAAUUUGAAAGAAGCUUUGAAGUAUGUUGCCAAUGAUACUCAACAGAAGUUGAUUUCCAAGUAUAUCGAGGCCUUUGAAACCGGAUCCAUGAAUGCUCACAAAGAGUCUCAAAUUGAGUGGGUUAAAGAUUUAAAUCCGUUAGUCGAAUCAAACAUUGGGUUUAUCGAAACCUACAGAGAACCAUCUGGUGUCAGAGGAGAAUGGGAAGGUAUGGUUGCUAUGGUCAAUCAAGAGCAGACCGCCAAAUUCGGAAGAUUAGUAGCCGCAGCUGAAUCUUUGAUCCCUUACUUGCCAUGGGACAGAUUAUAUGAAAAGGAUAAAUUCACUCCUCCUGAUUUCACAUCCUUGGAAGUUUUAUCAUUCGCCACCUCUGGACUCCCAGCUGGUAUUAAUAUUCCUAACUAUGAUGAUGUUAGGUUAAACUACGGUUUUAAGAAUGUUUCUCUUGGUAAUGUUAUGUUGGCAAAUCCAAAGAACCCAAGAAAGGAAGAGGUCAUCACAUUCAUCAGUCACGAUUUGGGUGUAAAGUUCAAGAAAUAUAGAGAUGAAGCGUUUGAAGUUCAGGUUGGAUUGCAUGAAUUGUUGGGCCAUGGAACUGGUAAACUUUUGCAAGAAACUGCUCCAGGGAUAUUCAACUUUGACAAGGAAAGUCACCCAGAAGUUAAAACUUGGUACAGUCCAACUGAAACCUGGGGCUCUUUGUUCGGGUCUGUUGCAGGUUCAUUCGAAGAAUGUAGGGCUGAAUUGGUUGCACUUUAUCUUAUUUUGAAGCAUCCUAAGGAAGUCUUGCCAAUUUUCGAUAUUAAAACAGACGAAGAGCAAAAAGACAUUGUAUUGAUCGCCACUGUACUCAUGUGUCGUGCAGGUCUUAUUGCAUUGGAAUUUUGGGACCCAUCCUCCAAGAAAUGGGGUCAAGCCCACAUGCAAGGGAGAUUUGGAAUUUUCCAGACUCUCUUAGAGUCCGGAGCUUGUACCAUUGUCGAAGGGGAAGAUAAAGAUUUCAAUGACUUACAAUUAACUUUUGACGAGAGCAAAUUUGAUCAAGCUGGUGAUAAGUUAGGUGAAUUCUUACAUAACCUUCAGAUGUUCAAGUGUUCAGCAGAUUUCAAGAAUGGGGAAGCCUACUACCUUGGCAAGACCGAUGUCAACGAAUACUUUGCUAAGUUUAGAGACGCAGUCAUUAGGAAAAAGUUGCCAAGAAAGCAAAUAAUUCAAGCCAACACUUUUUACAAUGGUAAUGAAGUCGAAGUUAAAGAGUACCAAGAAAGUGAAGCUGGAUUGAUUCAGAGUUAUGCCGAGAGAUUAGUAUGA